GCUCAUGUAAUCUUCGUCAUGUGUGUGCGACAGCUGGUGAGAUACGGUGUCACACACGACAUGGGUUAGGGUGGACAGUUAUUAGCCGGGAUACACACGUAUUAUUUCUUCAGCUGUUUAUAUAGGCGCGGAGAGAUCAAAGAUUCAUCUGUAACUAACAGGUGGCGUGCUUCACAGCUGACCGAACUUCUUGUAUCGAAAACUACUUGCUAUUUACUCGUUAUCUUUACUGUAAUGCGGACAGGGAUGGAAACCUCCGUGUUAGUUUUUUUGUGUGCCAUUAUCAACACAUAUGUUUUCGCCAACCACACUGACUUUAGACCCAUGCACGAGAACGAGGUACCAUGUCGUCCAGAACAGGUUCACAUAGCCUAUGGUGACACAACAUCAGAGGUGGUGGUGAUGUGGGCCACACAAGAGGAGUGUACAACUUUGAUCAAUUAUGGUACUGACCCUUGGGGGCUGACCACAACACUUACUGGUCAGAUGUCACAUUUCACAGAUCUUAAUAGACAGGGACUACAGUGUCUACACAGAGUUAAGUUACAGGGCUUGACUCCGGAGACGACAUACUUUUACCGACCGGUCAGUGAUGGUAUUAGUAGUGGACCAUACUACUUCAAGACUCCCCCUAGUGGGCAGAUGUGGGAACCAGAGUUCCUGGUGUAUGGUGACCUGGGUGUGGAAUCUGACAGUGUACCUUACUUAAAUACAGAAGUAUUAGGUGGGAACUACACUGCUGUACUUCAUGUAGGUGACUUUGGCUACAACUUGAUGGACCAAGAUGGACAGGUUGGAGAUCAGUUUAUGAGAAUUGUAGAAGACAUAGCAGCUAGAGUACCCUAUAUGACUUCACCGGGAAACCAUGAGAUAGAUGAUGAUACCUUCAGUCACUACAGAUACAGAUUUUCUAUGCCUAAAACUGACUGGCCAAUUCCAUUGGAUAAGAUGUGGUACAGCCUGGAUAUAGGGCAGGUUCACUUUGUCAGCUACUCAUCAGAGGUAUUCUUCACCCAGCAGGGAGUUCAUGUGGAUGCUCAGAGAAACUGGUUGAUGGCCGACUUAAAACAAGCUAAUGACAAUCGUCACAACUGUCCAUGGGUGAUCGCAUAUGGUCACCGCCCCAUGUACUGCUCCAAUACUGAUGGAGACGAUUGUACCCUUGGAGCAUCAAAAGUUAGGCAAGGCCUGGAAGACCUUUUCUUUGACUACGGAGUAGAUGUAGUGCUCCAAGCCCAUGAACACUCCUACGAACGUCUGUGGCCCCAAUACAAAGGGGUUGUUCUGGCCAAGAACUACUCUAACCCUCAGGCUCCUGUACAACUAAUCACUGGUGCUGCCGGCUCAAGGCAUGGCUUUGAUGAGGAAAACAAAACAUAUUCUGACUGGUCAGCCUUCAGGAUGGAUGUUAAAGCCUUUAACAGUUUUGGUCGCCUUAAGAUUUACAAUGCCAGUCACCUGUACUGGGAGCAAGUGUCGGUCAAAAACAACAAGGUAUUGGACUCUAUCUGGGUCACUCAGGACACACAUGGUCCAUUCCACAAGGCUGAGCUUGACACUGAGAAGGCCAAGAAGAUUGAGGAUAAAGAGAAGGAUGCGGCAGUGAAAAACAAAGCUACGAAGACUGGUAUCCCGUCUCAUGAGAUAGUCAGCAUUCCACACAGUGGACCAGACAUGAGUUCAGUGGACACAAUUUCUCCCGACACAAGUAUUUCGGAACGAGCCCGCAGUUUGCUGGCAUCAAACAAUGUACGCUUAGCCCUUGGGGUCGGAGGAGGUGUCCUAGUACUAGUUGUUAUCAUCACUAUAGUUAUUCUACAGAAACAGAAGAAAAAGGCAAGGAAGUAUAGACGUUGGGAUGAGACGGUGGACUAUGGGCGUAAAUUUUACUCCUCGGGAUACUCCCAAGUCCACAAUGGGGAGAAGGACACUGAUGAGUUUGAAGUUGAAGUCAACGAACCUAGUGCACCAACAGCUAAACUUCUGACAGAAUGAUAGAUCUUAUUGGUUAAACUUUAGUCCUCAGAAGGAGAGAUCAAGUUUAGCCAAUCUACACUUGCCAGUUGUAUGAGGAAAUAUUCUUUUUCGAGGAUUUUCUCAUAAUGAUUUAUUGUGAUGUGAAUACGGGAUAGUUAUGAAAUCCAGAACGAUAAACUACAUUCCAUGCACGUUAUUUUGCCAUAUCACGGAUGUAUUUGUCUGCGGUAACAAACCCCUUGGUUAUGACUUUCAGAGCCCAGGUGUGACGUACCAGUGAUAUUUGUCGAAGUGCCUUAAAGUGUUCUUUGAAUUAUAGACACUAUAAUUGUAUACAGAAAUAUGUAACCUUUUGAAUUCUGUGAUACAGUUCUACUAAGACAAGUGUUUGGUACUAGAUACAUCAAAUAGGAAACGGUAAGGAGUCCAGCUGUGGAAUUAUGGAAUGUUGAUCAGCAGUCUAACUGUGGGGUGCUGGAAUAUAUCAGAUGUGUGGAAUGUGAUACACCUAUAUGUCAAGGGAGGCAAUGAUCUUUUUCUCAGUGCGUUGACAGCAUUAUUGUCUUGAUCUCACAGUUAAGUACUGAGGGAAUUCCCUAAGUGUACAUUUAUCUCUACAAGGUCAUUGACUCCUGAAGCAACAAUAAGUGCUCGUCUUCAAAUACUUACUUGAAAUGUACCUUUCAAAUUUUUUGGGGCGGAUUGUUAACAACGGAACCACAUCUAAGAAACGUUCACUCUGAAAAUUAAAAUAAAUAAAAACUUUUGGCUUUAAAUACUUAAAUAAGGGAAUAAAAAGCAAACAAAAAGUAUUAAUUGUAAUUUUUUAAACAGUUUUGUGAAAAAGAAAUAUGGAACUAAGCAUCAAGGUAUAAAAAUUGAGAUCAUUUAAAUAUUCAAUUAUUAUUUGACAUUUAUAGGAUAACUUGCUGUUGCAAUGUCAUUUAGUUGAAAGUAGUAUAUGAUGAGAGCACUUAUUGAUAAUUGUUUUGUCCAUUUUAAUGGCACUGUUACAGCAUAAAAUAUUGAUCAUCUUUAUGGCCAUCUCAUUAUUUUCAUGUAACAUUAUAUUCCAUUUCAUAACCACCUUAGUAAAAAUUGUUCAGUUUCUAAGACAUUCCCUCCGUAUAAAAUGUUGGUCUACUUUUAUAACAUUCUAACACCAUGUAUAAUUUUGUCCAUAUUGUUAUUGCAUGUUUCACUGAAGAAACGUGUUGUUGAGUUCCAUGGUGCUCUUAUUAGUAUAAAUCUUAAGUGAGACAUAAUCAUAUUAAUAUGCAUAAUAUGUUUUACAUUGUACAAAAGCCAAGACCUUUGAUAUGCUCUAUGGACCUAUGAUAUGCCCUAUGGACCUAUGAUAUACCCUAUGUUUGUAAAAGUGUCUUGUCACUGUGCCUGGAAGUGUUUCGAGAUAUAGACCUGUUCUUUUCUGAUAAUUUGUUUUUUUAGUUUCAUAUAUUAUUGAACUAAAAAACAAUUUGUGCUUACUUACAUUACUAAAUCUGUAUUGAUAGAAAUAAAAUGCUAAUCGCUCGGC
This is a messenger RNA of Ylistrum balloti, 3514 nucleotides long. Its product is annotated as acid phosphatase type 7-like. The record is from RefSeq and is a predicted model, not a curated record. Lineage: Eukaryota; Metazoa; Mollusca; Bivalvia; Pectinida; Pectinidae. Bases 235 to 1995 code for a protein of 586 amino acids. Gene Ontology annotation, molecular function: metal ion binding; acid phosphatase activity. The transcript has 9 exons.